Zingiber officinale is the source of this 2489-nucleotide messenger RNA. Its product is annotated as MLO-like protein 1. Gene Ontology annotation, biological process: defense response. Lineage: Eukaryota; Viridiplantae; Streptophyta; Magnoliopsida; Zingiberales; Zingiberaceae. Bases 699 to 2168 code for a protein of 489 amino acids. Gene Ontology annotation, cellular component: membrane. The transcript is spliced from 14 exons. The record is from RefSeq and is a predicted model, not a curated record.
GGAUAGAGUUAGAUAGUAUUAUUAAGUCGUGGCAAACAUUGUUAAGGAAUUGUAAUGCAGAAAAUAUUCAACUUAUUCAUUUUUUGCCAUUAUAUAAUGCAGAAAAUGCAACAAAGUUGAUGGAAACUACUAAAUGAUAUACAGUACCCCUUGUUCCCACAAAAAUAACGAUCGAAGCAAAAGGUGAAGAUGAGGCUCCUUUUCUCUCCUUCCUCCUCAGCCAAACAUUCAAUUUUCACUCUCCUUCCUUUCUCUCUUUCACCUUUUUUUUUCCUCCUCAUCUUUUGAUCCAAAGUUAUUACUUUUCAAAUCAAACUAUCAAGUAAAAGCAAAUCAUUAAUCCUAGAAAUCAAAAAAAUAUUUUAGUUUUGGAAUGAAAUUUUAAUCAAAGUAUGAUCAUCAAGUACUAUUAUCAAAGCUAAUUGAUGGAGUAUUUAAUGUGAAAAUAAAAUGUUUAAAAAAUUAGAAAAAUGCUACAUUACAGUAAUCUGUCUUGUCUUGACCAAAAUGACUUGAGAGUCGAGAGUCAUUAAAAACGUUGAAAGGUUCUGUUCAAACACAGUUUUGACUGUUAAUAAAGGCUACCUCCUCCAUGGCCAAGCUUGCUUCCCCUGCGCUCUUUAACUCCACUAGCUUCUUCUUUGACAACGUCGUCCCAAGUCUUCUCGACUCUUGCUCUGCUCCAAUCACCGAGAACCAUGGCCGGAGGCGGUGGCGGCGGCGACGAGUCGAACACAACGCUGGAGCAAACUCCGACAUGGUUCGUCGCCAUCGUCUGCUCCGUUAUAGUCUUCAUCUCCGUCCUCUUCGAGCGCUUCCUUCAUCGUCUCGGCAAGGGGCUCCAGAAGAACAACCGAAAGCCCCUCUUCGAGGCCCUCCAGAAAAUUAAAGAAGAGUUGAUGUUGCUGGGGUUUAUCUCGCUCUUGCUGGUGGUGCUGCAGGGCCCUAUCCAGCGCAUCUGCAUCCCUGAGAGCAUCACGCGUAAGCUGCGCCAUUGCAAAGGAAAUGAUGCGCCUUCCUCCGUUGCCGGCGGUUCCUCCUCCGGCGGAAAUCACGGUGGCGCGCGCAGGUUACUGGCCGGGGGAGGAGAGGUUUCCGGCCACUGCCAUAGCCAGGGAAAAGUUCCAUUGAUGUCGGUUGAGGCAAUUCAUGAACUGCACAUCUUCAUCUUUGUUCUGGCUGUCACUCAUGUCAUGUCCAGCCUCAUCACUAUGGUUCUUGGAAUCAUGCAGAUGCGCAAAUGGAGAAGCUGGGAGGAUUCAAUCCACGAAGCGAAGGGGAACGUUCCUCCAAAGAUCAGAGAUGUACAGAAAUGCAAAUUCACCGUAAAGUGUUUCGAGGGAUUCAGCAAGGAUUCAUCGAUAUUAAGUUGGGUGCAUUCUUUUUUUAAGCAAUUCUAUGGAUCCGUCACCAAAUCGGAUUACAAUACUAUGAGACACGGAUUCAUCAUGACUCACUGUAGAGGAAACCCGGGGUUCGACUUUUACAAAUAUAUGAUAAGAGUCCUUGAAGCUGAUUACAAACAAGUUGUUGGCAUAAGUGGGUACUUGUGGAUUUUCGCUGUGAUAUUCUUGCUGGUGGGUGUCGAAGCUUGGCAUGUAUAUUUUUGGAUAUCAUUCGUGCCCCUUAUUCUUUUGCUUGCUGUUGGCACCAAAUUGGAGCAUGUGAUCGCCGAACUGGUUAGUCAGGUUGCUGAAGGCCACUUGAAAGCAACUCUUUCAGAUAAAUUAUUCUGGUUUAACAAUCCAAGAGUUGUGUUGUUCUUGAUCCACUUCAUGCUGUUCCAAGUUGCAUUUGAGAUUGCAAUUUUCUUCUGGAAACUGACAACAUAUGGCAUGGAGUCCUGCAUCAUGGAGCAAGUAGGCUACAUUGUUCCCAGGCUUAUCAUCUGUGUGCUUGUCCAAAUCCUUAGCAGUUAUAGCACCCUUCCACUCUAUGCCAUUGUUACUCAGAUGGGGAGCUCAUUCAACAUGGCCAUAUUUAAUGAGAAUGUGCGAGCUGGUGUUCUCGAUUGGGCCAGAUGUGCAAGGAACAAGAAAGAUAGGAAAAUGAGUGGCGACGGCGGUGAAUCGAACAUGAAGGAAUCGACAGAUGGAAACAAUAAGUUUGAUGAUGGCCACCAGUUGGAGAGAGUUGUUGUGAAGGAAGAUGCUGCAUUGGAAGGUUGAGAUAUUAUCUCAACUACAUCACUACCCAAUAUUAUGAAGCAAAUGAAGACUGCAAAACUUGAUGGAGCAAUCUCAAGAUCAUCUAUUGUUCUCUAUCAGGUAGACUGCAAUAAUAAAUCACUUCCUUGAUAUGUGUCAAUAGAUAGCAUCUGUUAGCCAGGUUUAAUUGUCUUGUGUUAAGUCUUGCUCAUGCACAUUGUUUGUUAUAUAUAAGUUGAUAUUUUUGGCUGAUGACUUGUUAGAUUAAGGAAGUGAGAUACAUGAAUGUUUUUGUCCAUAUAUCCAAGCUUUCUUUAGAUUUUUAUUAUCUUGAUUGAUUAA